Durio zibethinus is the source of this 2617-nucleotide messenger RNA. RefSeq names its product putative metal-nicotianamine transporter YSL5. Gene Ontology annotation, molecular function: oligopeptide transmembrane transporter activity. Lineage: Eukaryota; Viridiplantae; Streptophyta; Magnoliopsida; Malvales; Malvaceae. Gene Ontology annotation, cellular component: membrane. The record is from RefSeq and is a predicted model, not a curated record.
CCAAUAUUUCUUAUUUGAAUCCAUUUUAAUAGUCCUCAUUCUUUUGAUGUGAUAAAUGAAAGAAACCACGUCCUUUUUCACUGCUAUGUUCCCACUGCCAACACUUUUUCCUAUAAAACCCACUCUCCGGUGAGAUUCUUUUCAUUUUUUUGUAAAGGAUCCAAGAUUCCUGUAAACUCUUCAAAGUAGAGAAAUGGAUAGAGCUGAAGAUAGGGUAGAGCACGGAUUCAACCCAGAAGAAGAAGAUAAGAAGGGGUUGAAGGGAGAUGAGAUGUCAGUGGAACAGAUCUUUGAGAGACAGGAAGUGCCAUCAUGGAGGAAACAGCUGACGAUGAGGGCCUUCGUUGUCAGCUUUGUGUUGAGCAUAUUGUUCAGUUUCAUAGUGAUGAAGCUUAACUUAACAACAGGAAUCAUCCCAUCUCUCAAUGUCUCGGCUGGCCUGUUGGGCUUCUUCUUUGUCAGGACAUGGACCAAGAUACUCGAAAAAUCUGGUCUCCUCAAACAGCCUUUCACCAGGCAGGAAAACACCGUUAUUCAGACCUGCGUGGUUGCCUCCUCCGGCAUCGCCUUCAGCGGAGGAUUUGGGAGUUACCUCUUUGGAAUGAGUGAACGCAUUGCCAAGCAAUCAGGGGACUCUGGGGGUUUCAAGAAUCCGUCACUCGGAUGGAUUAUUGGUUUCCUCUUUGUUGUUAGCUUUCUUGGUCUCUUCUCUGUGGUGCCUCUUCGGAAGAUCAUGGUCAUAGACUUCAAGUUGACAUAUCCAAGUGGUACUGCAACUGCACAUCUUAUCAAUAGCUUCCACACUCCUCAAGGAGCCAAGCUAGCAAAGAAGCAGGUAAAAACAUUGGGCAAGUUCUUUUCUUUCAGCUUCUUGUGGGGUUUCUUUCAAUGGUUUUUCACUGCCGGAGAUGAUUGUGGAUUUGUUAGCUUCCCUACAUUUGGGCUUAAAGCAUAUAAGAACAAGUUUUACUUUGAUUUCUCAGCAACAUAUGUUGGAGUAGGGAUGAUUUGUCCCUACAUGAUAAAUAUAUCAGUGCUGCUUGGAGGAAUUCUUUCCUGGGGUCUAAUGUGGCCUCUAAUCGAAACAAGAAAGGGUGAUUGGUAUCCUGCAGGUCUUCCUUCAAGCAAUAUGCAUGGUCUACAAGGUUACAAGGUAUUUAUUGCCAUUGCCAUGAUUUUGGGUGAUGGGCUAUACAACUUUUUCAAGGUGUUAAGUAGAACCCUCACAGGCUUGUUUUAUCAAGUUCGAGGCAGACAAGCUCUCCCCAUUGCAAACCAGCCCUCUCCGGAAUCUGAUACUUCAAAGAAGCUAUCUUAUGAUGACCAGCGACGAACCCAGCUCUUUCUAAAAGAUCAGAUUCCUACAUGGUUUUCUAUUGCAGGUUAUGUCACAAUUGCUGCCAUCUCUACCAUUGUUGUUCCACACAUCAUUCAUGAACUCAAAUGGUAUUACAUAUUGGUCAUAUACAUCUUUGCACCAACACUGGCUUUCUGUAAUGCAUAUGGAUGUGGACUGACUGAUUGGUCCCUUGCUUCCACCUAUGGCAAGCUAGCAAUCUUUACAAUUGGAGCUUGGGCAGGUUCACAUGGUGGAGUCCUUGCAGGACUGGCAGCAUGUGGUGUAAUGAUGAACAUUGUAUCAACAGCCUCUGACCUAAUGCAGGAUUUUAAGACUGGUUACCUGACCCUUGCUUCUCCCAGGUCCAUGUUUGUUAGCCAAGUGAUUGGCACUUCCAUGGGCUGCAUAGUUUCACCUUGUGUUUUCUGGCUGUUCUACAAGGCAUUCGAUGACCUUGGGCUACCUAACAGUCAAUAUCCUGCUCCUUUUGCAAUUGUGUAUCGCAACAUGUCUAUAUUGGGUGUACAGGGCUUCUCUGCUCUGCCAAAAAAUUGCCUCUUGCUGUGUUAUGUGUUCUUUGGUGCUGCCAUCGCGAUAAACUUCAUUAAAGAUAUGCUGGGUAAGAAAUGGGGAUCCUUCAUUCCACUUCCAAUGGCAAUGGCAAUACCUUUCUACCUUGGGCCAUACUUUGCCAUUGAUAUGUGUGUUGGAAGCUUGAUUUUGUUUGUCUGGGAAAAGUUAAACAAGGCAAAGGCAGAUGCAUUUGCACCAGCAGUAGCCUCUGGUUUGAUCUGUGGGGAUGGUAUAUGGACUUUGCCAAACUCAAUACUUGCUCUGGCAAGGGUUAAACCACCAAUUUGCAUGAAAUUUCUGUCGAGGGCAACAAACAGUAAGGUUGAUACGUUCUUGGGAUCAUGAAGUUGAAUGAAGUUGGUGCAUGCAAAAUCUAUGGAUACUGAUAGCCUUGUAAAAUAUCCCAUCAAGUAUUUUAUAGGUAUAUGUUAUUUUUUCUGUGUUUCAUUCUUCCUGGUGUUGACAAAAACGAGUAUGUUCACUAUCAAAGGAUGUGAUUAGCAACGUGUUAUAGGUGAGUCAGAAUGAAAAUUCAUAUAGUUAAUAUCGUCCUUGUUUUAGCAUGUCUAGGAUAUUUGUUUGUCUAAGUUUUCAAUUACAGGUAUUGGAAUUUCUCAUUUCUUUUCCAUAUCUGCACAAUUUCGGUAUAUUAUCUACAAGUCUUGAUGUUCCUUCGAUCGAUUUAUAAAUAAUACGUAGCAUAGA